Tribolium madens (black flour beetle) is the source of this 3040-nucleotide messenger RNA. RefSeq lists its product as uncharacterized. Gene Ontology annotation, molecular function: heme transmembrane transporter activity; heme binding. Gene Ontology annotation, biological process: heme export; transmembrane transport. The coding region runs from base 259 to 1566 and encodes 435 amino acids. Gene Ontology annotation, cellular component: membrane. Lineage: Eukaryota; Metazoa; Arthropoda; Insecta; Coleoptera; Tenebrionidae. The record is from RefSeq and is a predicted model, not a curated record. The transcript has 8 exons.
GGAGUGUCGUUGUUUCGCCAGUUUAAAAUUCCUCUUGAGGAUAAGUGUAGUAUGGCGAUACAGUGAUAACAUUAUCGUUUAUUGGUUCACUUCUGCACAUGGUACUGAUCGUACAGUGCCAGAGUAGUUAGAAAACACUGUGCCGCCAAAAGCGUCGCUCCGGUUCUGUUGCCAUACGAAAACACGUUGAAUAUAGGAUUAUUAUCGAUUUUGGAACAACACAGUGAUCUUGCAGUUUCACCGUCAUUUUAGUUCACGAUGCAGCCUGACCUCGAAAAGCACGGAGCUUUGCCUGAAAUCGAAAAACUGAAAGUCUAUCCAAUCAGAUGGUUUAUUUUGGCGAUAUUCGUUCUUUAUUCGACAUCAAAUGCGAUGCAAUGGAUUCAAUACUCCAUUAUAGCCGAUGUAAUAGUAAAAUAUUACGGAGUUUCAACGACGUGGGUUGACUGGACUUCCAUGCUUUAUAUGAUUUUAUACAUCCCGUUUAUAUUUCCUGGAAGUUACCUCUUGGAUAAAUUGGGAUUAAGAGUCGCAAUUCUUAUCGGAAUGGUGGGCACUUGUGCUGGGGCUUGGAUAAAGGUCGCCUCUGUCUCACCUGACCGUUUCUGGGUUGGCUUUUUGGGUCAGGGCAUCGUGGCCUUAUCUCAAGUUUUUGUAUUAUCAGUACCUGCAAGAUUAGCCGCUGUCUGGUUUGGCCCAACGCAAGUUUCAUCAGCUUGCAGCAUCGGUGUUUUCGGAAAUCAGUUAGGAGUUGCGUUGGGCUUUCUUAUACCACCGAUGAUUGUUAGUGGAGGAUCUGAGGAGCAAAUCACUCAUGACUUGUACAUGCUGUUUAUCGCUGUUGGGAUUUAUACUUCGGUUUUAUUAAUUUUGAUAAUAAUUUUUUUUAAAAGCGGACCUCCAACACCACCUUCUUAUGCCCAAGCUCAAGAACUUAAAAACGAAGAAAGUGGUAAUUUUGUUCAAUCACUCAGGAGUUUAGUCUCAAAUCGCUCAUACAUGCUUUUGUUAAUUUCAUACGGCAUUAACACUGGAAUUUUCUACGCUAUUUCAACCCUUCUUAACCAAAUAAUCCUCUUGUAUUAUCCGAACAGUGGAGAAGAUGCCGGAAGGAUCGGCUUAGUAAUUGUCGUUGCCGGAAUGCUUGGAUCGGUUGUUUGUGGUGUUGUUUUGGACCGAUUCCACAAGUUUAAAGAAACCACUCUUGCCGUUUAUGCGUUGUCUCUGGUAGGCAUGGUUGUGUACACUUUUACCCUCAAUGAAGGAAUCGGUGUUGUUUACUUCACAUCGGCUCUGCUAGGGUUUUUUAUGACUGGCUUACUGCCUGUUGGUUUCGAAUUUGCAGCCGAGUUGACGUAUCCAGAACCGGAGGGUACCUCAGCAGGACUAUUAAAUGCCUCCUGUCAAGUUUUUGGUAUUGCUUUCACGAGCAUUUAUUCAGUAAUUUUCAAUAACUUGAACGAUAUUUGGGCAAAUUCAAUAAUGUCUGUAAUGUUACUCAUUGGUACAAUAAUGACAGCUUUAAUAAAAUCGGACCUGCGACGACAGGCCGCUCAGAAUAAAUAAUUUUUUAAUAAGGCCAACACCAAAAGUAAAAAUAUCUCAUGAUUUUACAGACAAUAUGUGAUAAAAAUAGUAAGUUAUAUACUUCCAUAGGCUUUAGUUUCUAGUGAAAACAAGAGUUUAGUUUUAAGGAUUUUUAUACAAGAAAAUUACAACACGAGAGACAAUAAGUAUUUUGCUCUAAGAUUACUAUUUACUACCUACUUACCUACUUUUUAUUAUUAAACCACUUAAUUACGUGGAAAUGAUUUUUACAAAAACAUUUUUAUGUUGUAUUAUUUAGAUUUUUUUCAAGUUUUAAACACGUGUUAACUAUUAGCUUUUCUUGUACCAUCUUAUAGUGUAGUUUUAACGUUUCAAGUAUUUUAAUGAAAUCACAUAUUUCACAAUACAAACAUAAAUAUUUAUCACAACGACUGUGAAUAGACAAUAUUUAUCAAAUAAUUUACGCACUAAUCGUGCAUUUAUUUUAUAAAAAAAUCAUAUUGCCUAAAUAAAUGGGUACAUAUUUACUUUUUGAAAUAAAUUUUUAAAGAAUGAUAAAAAUAUGAAAUCAAUAAUAAAAAAAAUGAAUAUGAUUUUGAAAAAUUGAAAAGUUUUACAAAUGUAAGUCGAUAGAAAUCUUUGCAAAAACACAAUCAAGAAUGUAUUUUUUUCUUUAUAUUUUAUUAGUUAUUAAAUGUAAAUAAAAACAAAUUGAAAUUUUAAGGCGUAGAUCAUUGUUGAUGUUUACGUAAAAUUAUUUACGUAAAAAAAAUAAUAAUUACGAAGGUUUAUCUUAUUAAUUAAUUGAUUUUUUUUUAAUAAAUGUUCUAGUCUUUAGAUAUAAAUGUUUUAGUGGUUUCAGUGUUGCGUGAAUAGUGGCAUUUAAAAGAUUACCAAAAGUAUUUUUAACUAUAAUAUUGAGUUAGGCUACAUUUUUACCGUGUUCAGUUGAUUUGAAAUUAAAAUGUUAUGAUAAUGGUGCUGCAUGGUAAACUUUAGUGAUAUUGAAGUAGCUUUAUAGUUAUUAGGAAAAAUAUUUUUUGUGAUUAUCAGAGAAAUAUGUAUAAACAUGUAAAUUGUGCUGUUGUAGAUAUAGAUGAUAUUUUUGGAAACAUAUUGUUGAAUGUAUUUAAAAUAGCUGCGCACUUGUUAACAUUCACAAUAUCGUAGUGUAUUGCUGGUUGCCUAGUAGUUUCACAUAAAAUUCUAAAAAUGUUUUGUAAUUUCGCAAAACAGAGUGGUCGCUCAUUUGGAUUUAAUCCAGGUACAAACAAAUUUUAAGAAAACGCUUUAAAUGUGAUACUUUUUUGCUUGAGAUUUAUCUUGUAGUUGAUGUUAAUGUUGCUGUUAAAAAAAACAGAGAGUCAGCGAAAGUUUUAAUUUAAAAUUUUAAAUCAAACCUUAUUUAAACUGUACUCAAAUUGGAAGAUCUUGACAAUAAAGUACACUUAUAUGGUAAUGUAUGUUUGAAAUAAACGCUUUUGGAAACGAA